Messenger RNA from Lytechinus pictus (painted urchin), 18173 nucleotides. RefSeq lists its product as uncharacterized. The record is from RefSeq and is a predicted model, not a curated record. Bases 465 to 17738 code for a protein of 5757 amino acids. Gene Ontology annotation, biological process: transmembrane transport; lipid transport. The transcript has 113 exons. Gene Ontology annotation, cellular component: intracellular membrane-bounded organelle; membrane. Gene Ontology annotation, molecular function: ATP hydrolysis activity; ATP binding; lipid carrier activity. NCBI's taxonomy places the organism in Eukaryota, Metazoa, Echinodermata, Echinoidea, Temnopleuroida, Toxopneustidae.
GAUUCGAGUAAGGUAAGACCUAUAUUGGGAUGACAUACUUUCCAUACAGAUAUGAAUAAUAGAAAAUUAUCAACUGUGAAGCUCACCAAGCAUUUCAAUGGGGAGCUACGCAAGCUCGGAACAAAAGCUGGCCAAAGUUCGACAAACUGUCUACUGAGAUGACGGUGAGUGCCAGGCAAGUGGUGAUCAGCUGAGAACGAUGCCUUUCCUCCUUGUUUCAGUUGUGGUCUGGCGGUGUGACACUGAGGAUAUAUACGGUGAAGAACUGGCGCCAUUUUCGAUUGCAUUGGUAAUAAUAAGCAGAUAAUUCAUUGGACGGUCAUAAUAAAAAGCGUUUCCAUUUUGUUACUGAAUAUUUUAGGUGAAUUAAAUUGGAUUUAUACCAGUUCAUCUUGAGGAAUAAGGCAAGGGAAGCUUUUCUACCAUAGGUGAAGGGAGACUCUCUCCCACCUUACCUGUCAGCCAUGGGAGUACUUGCCCAGGUGGGACUACUUCUUUGGAAGAAUACCAAACUCAAGACAAGAAGCCCGCUGCUCACAGUCACGACUUUGCUGUGGCCGAUCAUCAUCUUCGCCGUCAUCGCCAUUAUACGAGAUAGAAUACCACCAGUGCGAGAAGAGGAAUGUCAUUUUCAGCCACAAGCACUGCCCAGUGUAGGGACUGUCGAUUUCAUGCAGUCAAUGAUGUGCGAUAUCGAGACAAGGUGUGAGAGCGCCGAUGAAGUUCCCAAGUCAAAUGAACCUCCUACAUUCGGAGCAAGUGUUGGCUUGCUACUCGAUGACUUAGGGCCUUUGUUUGAGGGGGAGUCAACGAUUGUGGACGACAUUGAAAUGCUGUCUGGUACACUCGACCCGCUGAUUAAUCUCACACAUACAUUGGAAGAUGUAUACAACACAAUCAAUGAUCAAGACCUUUAUAUCGAUGACUUCUUCAUGAAUAGUGCCAAGCUGAGAAGCGACUUAUUAAAGAUCUUCAAUGGUUCGGAGGCUGAAAUCGAAUUGAUUGAAGGAAUGUUGGGAGCUAAAAUCAACGUGCUUGAGCUUCUGGAUGUGAUCGGGUAUUCCGAUUCUACGAGUUUGGUGUGCAAUGCCUCAGCGCUGCAGAAAUACGUCAUCUUCCCUUCCAAUACCAACGUGGAUAAAAUUGCCUCUUCUCUCUGCAGUCUGAAGAGAAAAGAUGUUGAGAGGAUUAUAAAUAUCGUAUUGCAAGAACUAGACGUUCAUUACAUUGCGGACGAGGUGACCGAUUUUCUCCGCGCAUUGGAUCGCUAUGGGCUGGAGAAUUUCACCCGGGAUGUGUUAGAUAUCCAAGAACAACUGGAAAAUAUCACGGCACUGAGUGAUUUUGUAGACGUACUUCCCCAACUCCUCCAGCUAACCCAGCUUAUUCCAGACAUUCAGAGGUUUUUUGAAGCGAUACAAGAUGGGGAUAUAGAGAGGACCCUCUACGGGUUGAGGAGAAUAAUUGCUACGAUUGAUUGGGAAGGCGCUCCACCUUGGUGGUCAGAUGUCCAAGAUAUUCUAUCUCGUAUUACUGACAUUGUUUCUAUGAUCUCUGACAUGGUCAUUGAUAUCCAAGGUGUGGCCUUUAAAGAUAUCUUCACUGAUGGAAAAGUGAUGGAGAUCGUCAAGAUGUUCAAUAUCAGUAGAGACUCAAUUUCAGCCCUUCUUAAUGCAACCAUUCAAAACGACAAGAUCUCAGAUUUCAUUGUUCUUCUCUACAACCCUGAUGCAUACUGCCAGGGAAUGGCAAACCUUGAUGACUUUUUUACUGUAGAGGGCACCAUUGAUGAAGAUGCGUUAAGGAAUUUGCUCUGCAAACCUCACAAUGGCACAUCAUUCUUAGAAGCUCUGCUCGGUGAAUUCACCGAUGGGAAAAGCAUUCAAGAAAUCUUAGAGGGCCUGCAGGGAGUGUUCCAGCCAGUUGAAGUCGGGCUGGAAAUAGGAUCGCUGAUCAAUCAGACCCUUCAGAUCUUUGAAGGAUUAGAACAGCUUCCAGAUUUCAUCAAAGAGCUUCCAUACCUCAUUCAAGGUCUCGGUGAUCACCAGUUAUCUCCUCUGAUCAACUUGAUCUCUAUCUUCCAGAAUCAAUCUUUUGAGAACAUACAAGGAGUGUUAAUUGAGGUACUGAUUGAGGGAUCUACAGUUGCAGAAAGCAUGUUCGUACAGUUUGACUUCUGGCCUAUCAUCCAGCAGCAAUUGGUGUACCAGAUUGUUAUUCUUGAUGCGCAAGUAGCGGUCAUUGAAAGAGUUCUUAAUGGUGCCCUUGUUGAUGCCUUUAAAGAUGACCCCUUCACCCAGGUCGGGGAACUGUUCCUAGAAUUCGGACCAAACAUCACUGAAGCUAUCCUCUCAACAUUCCUUGAUCCAGCCAAAAUAGAGGAACUUAUGUCAAUGUCCCCAGAAGACCAGCAAUUAGUCUUGUGUUCAGACUUCAUUGAGUAUCCUCCUGGUCUAGAUGUGUCCUACGCUAAGGAAGAAUUGUGUAAAGUUGACGCGGCAGAGCUAUAUCCAAGUCACGUCGAAGUGUGGGCUUCUUACUUCCCUGAAGCUGUAUAUGCCAUUAACUUCAUCAACAUGCUGUCCACUGGAAACCUGUCAUCUAUCCCACCUGAACUCCUGGCCAAUGCAACCUUCAGGAAUCUCAUCUACAAGCAAUUAGAACUUCAGCAACUUCUUGACAGCGCCUUGAAGAAUGGGUAUAGCCUUGACGGUUUCUUCGCCGAUCUAGCGGAGGAUGUGUAUGUGACGGGAACAGCAGAUGAAUGGAACGCAAUGUUGAACAGGCUUGUUGCAAACUCCAUCCCUGCCUUGGGCGAAUCUGUUUUACUUGGUGAAUUUGAGUCAGUGUUAGACUCCUUGGAAGACAUUCCAGGUGUCCAUUCCUUUUUAGCAGUACAAGCCAUUGAGGACAUCAUCAUACAAGAUCUCAAUAUUCUAUUCUCCAUUUUUAACUCUUUGAGCAGAGGAGAGGUUCUCCCAUAUGGUGGAGAGACUGAGAAACUACUCCGGGGUAUUGUUUUCCUGAACCAACAAGGGAACGCCAUCCAGGCGGCCAUUGUAGAAGCAUAUCAAGAUCCCGCUAAGGCAUUGGCUCUUGGCAGUACAACGGACAUCACCUUAAUCCUGUGUAAUGCAACCCUCCGGGACUCCCUCCUAGAUCUGACAUCCGUAGACGUCAGUCUCCUGGACUCCAGCCUCUGCAGUGUGAACUAUGAGCUCUUGAUCAAUGAAACCAUCACGCUGAUGCAGAUUGAGAGACUCUUUUUCUUGUUUGACUACAUCAAAUGGGGCUGGACAGACCCCAUAGGCCUGAACAUUACUGCAGUAGGUAUUCAUACCAAUGAACUGGUAGCCACCAUGUCGCAGGUGGGCGAAUCCUGGCAGAACUGGAUUGAACUGGUUGUGAACGGUUCUGACUGGCUGUCUCUCACAUCCCAGUUUACCCCUCAACCAUGGAUGCAGGCACUGAAUGUCACAUUUGAUAUAAGCUCCUUGUGGAAUUUGAAUGCUCUGCUUCAAGAAUUUAAUGUAAUGAACAUAACCAUUAUGAUUGAGGACCUUGUUGCAACGCUGGUGCCAGACAGUGAAGUGGUUCUCCAUAAAGUUGCCACGAUGGAGUAUGCAGUUCUCCAGGUUGUGCAUGGAGCCAACAAUGCAUUCAGGCUCCUGCAAGGAGUCAGCGAGGGUGUGAUCAUCGAGGACCUGCAAGGAAAUGAAACGGCCAAGGCCAUUGAAGCUCUCCUGGAGGUCGAUCUCAUCAGACUUAGCAAUGUUCUAUCAGACCCAGAGGUGAUUGUUGUAGUAUCUCAGGCUGGCUAUCUACCCUUCUUCUGCAAUGCCACCAUACGCGAUGUCAUCCUUGACUUGCCUGGCAAGGGCGUUGACACCUCUCUCUUUGAUAGGACCAUCUGUACCAUUGAUUGGCAAAGACUCUCUGAGGAGCUUUAUGUGUUUCUCAAUGGGCCUCAGGUUGAAGAAUGGCUUACAAAGUACAUGUUCCCCAGCGGUGAAUUAUUGAAGCCUUCUGAAAUUGCGUGGGACACAGAAGUAGCCACGUUGGAGCUCUUCUUCAGGAAUUUGGGAAAUAUCACUGCUAUCCUUCGAGGCCUAGGAGAGCAACUGGAUAUUGACAAGAUGCUAGCUUACUAUGAGACUCAGUGGAUCACUGACAUCAUUGGUGUCUACCCAACCAACAACACAGACUUCUUAGAUGUUCUGACGGAGCAGCUGAACAUGGUCUGGAAGCAACUAGACGAUUCCCUCGCUGAAGUUCCAGGAUGGGAUCAGUAUAGGACCAACGUCUAUAUUAUACUAUCGGCCAUUGAACAGAUUACAACUAUGAACACUACAGGAGUACCAUCCUUUACCUUGGGCAGUAUUGUGCCCAACGUAACUGAAUUGGUCGUCCUCCUGAGGGAGAUUCCAAAUCUCAGUGAUGACAUUAUAUACCAGCUCCUCAAUGCUCCCAUCGAUCCUGCCAUGCUGAUUGAGUUAGCAUCAUCUAACAGCUGGAAUGAGACCCUUUGCGAUGCAGACCUACUGAGUGGUAUCUUCAUUGAACCAGCUGGACUUAACAUGACCCAGCUUCAGGGGGUGCUGUGCAGCAUCGAUUUCCAAGCUAUAAUUGAUCAGUUGUCGCAAGGAACUGGUAUUGAGCAUCUCGUUUCUAUGAUAAUUGAUCAAAUCAUCAACUUCAAUGGAGGAGAUGAUUUUGGCAUUGGUGAUUAUGAUCCAGCACAGUGGGCUUCUAGACUGGAACAACUUAUCAAGUCAUAUGAUUUACAAAAUAUACAAGGGUUCAUUGAAUCACUUGCUAAUGAGUUCAUAAUGAUAUAUGAAGACAUUGAUGGCAUGCUGGAGAAUGUGACCGGCUGGAAUGAAUUCAAAGCUGACUUUAGCAUCUUUCUAACCUUCCUUAACUACACAACAUCUUACCUUGGCAAUGGGACUAAUGGGGAAGAGCCGAUCUCCCUGUCGAUGCUGGUACCCAAUGCCACAGAGCUGGAGCUCUUCUUGGCCCAGAACACACCCUUCAGUCCUGAAAUCAUCAGUGCAAUCAUCUACACUCCUAUAAACCCUACAAAGCUUAUUGAGUUGGCUAUUUCAAACAACUGGAAUUCAACCCUAUGCAGUGAAGAGGGUCUACGCAUGCUCUUUAUUAUCCCUGAGGGAUACAAUGUGACAAUGCUACAGGGAGCACUGUGCAGUGUGGAUUUUCAGAAUACGUUGAUGGAAUUGAUGGCAAAUGGGGCCAUUGAAAGCAUCAUUUCAGUGAUUAUUGAUGAGUUAUACUUGAGUAUCAUCCCGGAACUCACAAUACCAGGCUUUGAUUUGGAACUCCUAACCGACCUCAUCCCCAAAAUAAUCGCCACAGUACGAGCGGGAAACGUGCAGAACUUACCUCAAUACUUUGAAAGCUUGAACAGCCUUACAGAAAUGUUUGCCAAUGAAACAUGGUACAGAGACCUCGUCACGCAACUUCAGUUUGUGGAUUUUCUCACAAAGACAUUUGCCGAUAAGAUCAUAGUGCUGGAAGGCCGGUCGAUUACAUAUCCAAGCCUCGGGAAUCUCCUGGCAAACUCCUCUGAGAUUCAACGGCUUCUUCUUGAUGAUUACCAGGUCGGGUUCGGUCUUGUAGAAGGGAUGAUGACACUUGCUUUACAACCUGAUAAGCUUAUAUCAUUCUUCAACAUGACCAAUCCAUUUCUAACUCUGUGUGCCAAUGGUCAGUUCUCGGAUUUCUUCUACUCACCACUUAAUCCUGACCAGGAUGUUGCAAGCCUUGAGGAGGCUAUCUGUAAGGUCAAUCCUGAACAACUAAUCCUGGAACUCAAAGAUCUUGUGUCAUUUGAUGACCUCCUUGAACAGAUCCAAUAUCUGGACUCUAGCAACAGAACCAUCUCCUAUAACUGGACGUCAGGUUAUCUAGCCCAGGAGGGUCUUAGCCAGGCCAUAGAACGUCUCAUCGUCAAUCCUCCUCAGCUGUCCUUCGAUGAAGCCUGGGUCAAUGAGACUCUGGUGACACUGAUAGGUCUGGCUGACCGGUUGAACAGGGCGCAGCAGAUGCUUUAUGGAGGGUCUCCUUCAGAUAUAUCAAAUUCCUUUACUAGUCUAGCGUUGAUGUUAGAGCAAGGUAUCAUGGCCAACCAGUCCUGGGCUAUUGACAUGGCUUCUUCGCUGAGGACAAUCAAUGCUGUUCUGGAAUACACCAACAGCAAACUCUGGGCACUUCCAGGGAGGAACAUCACGCUACAGGAUUUGCUUCCACCAGAUAUCGCUACUGCCAUCGAGGCCAACUCGGACCUCACCCCUGAUAUCAUUACCAUGCUCCUGCACGGGUCUGUUGAUACAGGUUUGUUGCUACUGGCCAAUGAAACAUGGUUAGAUGCCAUUUGCUCUGAUGCCCAAUACAUGAGCAUGUACGUCACGUUACCUCCUGAAGUGGAUGUAGAGGCUGCCCGUCAAGCUAUUUGCCUCGUGAACUAUGACCAGUGGGCAUUGGCAUACAUGCAGGAGAUACAGACUAUCUUGAUUGAGAUUGAGAGUGGGAAAGAUGUUAACUUCACCUCCAUCAUAGAAAACUUCCAGAAACUAGCCUUUGGUAUCCAGACUAUCAUUGAGAAUCCGCCGACCCUGUUGAAAUACAAUGAAGAGUGGUUCCAAAGCAUCGUUCAACGGACUGAAUAUCUUCUUGUGACCACACUCACAUCAUUCAAUGAGACUAGAUUCCUCAUGAGUGUGGGUAAUCUUCCCAUGUUGAUCAAUCAGGUCUGGAAUGAGAUCGCAACAUCUGAUCCAACUCUCCUGAUACAAGCCAGGUUGAAUGAUUACAUCACACAGGUGCUUCUUGAUAUGCUCCAGAUGUUUCAAGGUGGCACUUACACACUCCCAAGGCUGGAUGAGUUGUUUGGAGAUACUGUGUAUGUGAGAGAACUGCUCAGUCACAGCGACAUCGCCCCUGAGAUCAUAGACACUUUCAUGACCCUCGUUGUAGACCAACAGAAGCUAAUAUACCUGAUAACCACACCUAAUGUCUUUGUGGAACUAUGUGAGUCUGGGCAAUUCUCAACAUUUUUCCUGCUUCCUCCGGGCUCCCCCACCGACAUCACGCAGGUAGAAGAGGCAUUCUGCACAACUAAUCUUACCUUGGUCCUCGCCGAGCUAGAUCAGAAGUUCAAGUUCUCUGACAUCGCCACGCAGAUUGAGCGAAUCAUUUCCGGCGAUCCCACCCUACCUCCGUUCAACCAGACCGCUGCCUCCAUACGCAUGCUGGAGUUCUCUAACCUGAUUGGAGCCCUCGUCAUGAACCCACCGAAUGUGAACGUUGACCUCAUGUGGUGGGAGAAUGUCUAUAACAGGUCGGAGGUCAUCGUAAAUCAGUGGCUACAGAGGUUGACUGAGCAGGCCCUGAAUGGGAGCAGUAUACCUGGACUUGACAUGGUUCUUCUUCAGCUGGAGACAUUAGACAUUCCUGGUUUCAAUGUGUCUAUGCUGGAGGGAUGGUUGCAGCAAGUCCAAUUGAUGGACUAUAUAAAUGGUGUUGUCACUGAUUUGUUAACAAACAACAAUGGUACAGACUUUGCCAUUCCUACGUUCAGUGAACUGUUUCCUGACCCUACAAUCCUUGUGGACUUGUUGACUGAUCUACAAGUUUCUGAGGAGGUCAUCGAUGCUUUCUUAGGUUUGGCUGUUCAGGCAGAUAAGUGGACACAGGUGUGGUUGAACCAUGACCCUCUCCAAGCAGUGUGUAAUUCCGGUCUCCUCCAAGAGACCUUCAACCAGACACUCAAUUCCUCUCUUGAUGUCGGGACCAUCCAGAUGAUAUUCUGCUCCCUCAACCUGACAAGUGUCGAUGCUCUCUUGAAUGAUAUCUUCCAAGCAAACAGUAUGAUCGUUCAGAUCUCACUCUUGCUCUACAAUGACCCCAACUUGGAUUGGCAAGAAGCGUGGAAUACGAGUGUGCGAUUUAAUCAAAUGUUCAGUGAGUUAUUCCGGAAUCCCCCUGUCACAGAACAAGACAUUAAGCAGGUUGCUCUUACACUUUUUGCUGAAUUGGAGAGUAUGCUUAGGAUGUAUGACGUUUGGGAUGAUGCUGAACAUUUCCUGAAAUACGUUGAAUUAUAUCUUCAAGUCAUAGAGCAUCACCUUGGAAACUCCAUUAACUUUACAAAGGAUUUGUUUGACCCAGCUGUGCCUCUGGAUAGAUUGGUCCGCUAUGUUGGAAUGACCCCUGAUGAAAUACGUACAGCUCUACUAGGAGAUAUUACAGAUAUAUUCUUGCUUGCUAACUUGUACUAUCGUGAAGGGAACUGGAACCACCUGUAUUAUUGUGAUGACAAAGAGCAGUUUGAGUCCAUUUAUAAUACCACCAAUGAUGGCAUCCUUGACCUGUUUGCUGUGAGAGAGGCAUUCUGUUCAGUGAACAUCUCAGAGUUCUUUGAGACCGCCAAGAAUAUCUACGGCAUUGACUUCAUGCGGCUGACCGAACUUGGCUACAUAAGGAGUCGGAAUAGUUCAGAUCCUGGUCUGAACAUCGAGUCUCUUAUUGAUCUUGCAACGGAUGUAGUCCAGAUGAUUACAGAUCUUGUUAGUCUACCUCCUCUGCUGACUCAAGACCUAGACCUGGACUUCUUUGUAAUAAGACUGACAAACCUCUCCACUGCUCUCAAUGAGCAAGAUUUCGAUGAACUGAUCAUACUUUUGGGUGAGCUUGCUCCAUUGCUUCAAUCACCUGAUGUCGUUUACCAGCUUCAGGCUUCUCUGUUGUCUGGGAGAGACAUCAUGACGUGGUUUGCUGCUUUAGAAUCAACAGGUCCUGUGCCUUUGCUUGAACAGAUCGAAGCAACAUUGAAUGAGACCCUCUUGUGGCACUCCAUACUACCGGCUCUCAACUUUGUUGAUCUGCUCAUCCAAGCUGAUGUAGAUGCGCUCAAUCCUCUUGGGUACAGGUUCUUGGACCUGAUAACAAAUGAGACGGCCCUGCAGCAGUACCUGACAGACCUUCUAGGACUGGCUCCUGAGUAUGCAGAGGCAAUCACGCUGUCAGGAAUCAAAGAUGUUUUUGUGCUUGCGUCCCAUCACCUGUCUGGGACUUGGGAGUCGACGUAUUGCGUAACAGUAGCUCCGGCCAAUAGCACAGAUUUCAAUCUGACUGCCGUGUACUCCCUCCUGUGUAACCUUGAUCGUGAGCAGUUCUUUGAGAGCCUUAGCAGUCUCAUGGGCAUUGAUGUCUUGGAAUUGACACAAUGGAUUGGUGAUCUCGCUUCUCCAGAGAGAAUGGAAAAGAGAUUUGACUGGCAAACAAUAGUAGACAAUGUACAAUCCUACAUUGAUAUGCUUAAUGACCUGGCUAGUAUAGGGCAGAUCGGAGGGGUCAAUGUGACUCAGGUGGAGGCUCUUAUUCAGAAACUCCAGCAAGGAAUAGAGCAGUUUGAUUAUGAAGUGUUGAUUGAGCAAAUGGAGAUCCUAAACCAAAUUCUAUACUUGGAUGGUGAAUGGGACAACAUCAAAGGUUACAUGAAUGCUGUCACUAACAUUGUUGAAUGGAUAAAUCAACGACUAGACACUGCUGAUGCUAAUAUUGUAACUCUGGUUGAGUUGAUCAGCCAUCAUGCAACAGCUUUUCAGAAUCUUCUAUCAUCACUUGGCCAUGAGCUUUUUUUCCAGCUUCUUACAUCUAAUGUCAAUCCCGACCAGGCAAUGGCAUUGCAAACAGAAAAUGAUAUCAACAUGGUCGUCUGUGAUAAAGAUUCUUUUGAUGAGCUGCUCCAAAAUGCUAUGUACCCUGACACAAACUAUCUUCAGGAGGUGCUCUGUUCUCAUGUCUCAACGGGUCACCCAACCAUGGCGAAUGACCUUUUGACCCACUUCAGCAUUGCACCAUUAGAGCAUGAGAUCACUGUCCUUACAACAGACAACUUCAGGAAUGGCUUUCAGGACCAGGAUGUUGAUAUGCGCCACACGAUCAAUGAAUUUGAGAAACUUUCAAAUGGACUUCUCACCUUGACCAUUAAUGGGAUUUUGGGCAAUGCUGGUCUUGACAUUCUGAUGAUACUUGAUGAGACGUAUCCUGAUGAUAUUGUGACGAUCAUAUCGGGAGUUCUGACUCCCAUGCUCCCCACCCUACCUGGAUGGAAUGAGGUCAUCUACCCCAUCCUUGGUAGGUUAGACUUGGCCAUGAUGAUGGUAGAUGAUCUGUAUCUAUCACUUCCUGAGUGUGAAUCGGAGAUUCAAGCCAUACUAGACAACGAUACCAUCGUUAAUGCGGCAAUACCAGUCAUCUUAGCUGAGCUUCCUAACAUAACAUUGGCGUGGAACGAAGUGAUGGAAUAUCCCUUGCAAAUACCUGUGCUCAGCAAGAUGAUCUUAGAACUAUUGAAAGGCUCUUUAGAAGGCAUCUCUGAUGAUCCUACGUACUUGAUCGAGCUCCUGACACCCCAUAACGCUACCUCUGGGCCACCUACAGCAAUUGUUGACUUCAUAGUUAGUCUGGAUAGGAUCCUUCUCACUGACUUUGGCCAGCAGCUAAUGGAUGUCUUCAAGAUCAGAGAAAAUGCUGAAAGAUUGGAUAUCAUGACCGACUUCGCCAAUCCUGAAUUGCCACCUUUCGAUGCUGCAUUCUUCAAUCGUACCAAUCAGUUUUGGCUAAGGGUCAGUAAUUGCAUUAGUACACCUGAUGUGUGCCACAUAGAUCUCCGUGCCCCAGCUACACUAGAUAUCCUCUUGAAGCUUCUUGAGAUUCCUCAACAAUUGCCGGGAGGAAACUUGGAAAAUUUGGGAGAUAUAUUUAACAUCCUUGUUCCAAUCGUAGAAGACUUCUUGAAGCAGAUUGAGAAUGGGACAUCUGAGUUUGAAAAUACACUCAACUUAGUCUUCACCUUCCUCGACACAGUCUUUGAAUCUAAUAAAGUUCCCUUUCAUGAUGUUCUGUCAUUCUUUGAGUUUGAGGAGGCACUGUUGAAUGGUUCCAGUUUCUAUCAGUUUCUGAGGGAGAACACAGACCUUACAGACAUUGACAUUGGAGCUCUUAGGAAUGGAUCAAUUAAUGUCACAGUUUUAUUCGAACUCUUUGAUGUUGGAUUAAAAGACUCUAUACAUCUGCCAUGUGAGGGGAAUUUGCUUGAUGAACUAUUCCUCAACAUCAAUAACUCACUGAAGGAUAAUAUCCUCAUGGGAUUAUGUAGCAAUGGAACACUCGUUGCUGUGGAAUUCCUUCGCAGCAACAUCGACAUUGGAACACUUGUUGAUAUGAUAAGCAAAAAUGCUGGGCAGACAUUUCCAGAAUUCCUUCUCGAGACCCUGGGAGCUAUCGGGGACUUGCCUGAGGUUGACUAUGAGGCGCUUGGAGAGUUUGCAGCAAUAGUCGUUCCAGCGCUCUUUGAAGAUGGCAUCCCAACGCUCUCUGAUCUCGAUACACUGGCGGAGAACAUCAAUAUUACGAUCAGAGCCCUUAGAAGUGUUGACUCCUUAUUGACACUCACAGAAGGAUUAUUUGAAGAUUUUCCGAUCUACGGUGAUGUUCAGCGUCUCGUGGAAACUCUACUGGACAACAUCUACGUCCUUGAACUGUUUGUUCAAAUCCCAGACUUGACUGUGAAUAGAAUUUUGAAGGAUGAACGUGUGCUUGAAGACUUUCUUGUUGCGAAUACGGAGCUCCGUAAGAGCGAAGCACGGGACAUCACGUAUGCAACGUUUAACCUUGAAGAGCUGUUCCUAACAGAAGUCAGCAAUAUCCUUGAGAUGCUUUGUGAUCCGGACUACCUAUCCAACCUCCUGGCUUUCCCAAAUCAAACCGAUGUUACAGCCGUGACAGGAGCCAUGUGUAGUCUUUCCGGCAAUGAGAUUGCUCUGAUUCUCGAUGCUGCGCUCCCGUUUGUCGAUGUCAGUGCAGUGGUCAAUGUGAGUUACAUGGCUGACAGUUUUGAUGGGGCAUUCAGUAUCAGCAACAAAACUAUCAAUGAUGUCAUGCGAUCUAUUGAAUCAUUGGAGUCCAUUUCAGCAGUCUUACCGGCCCUGCAGGAAGCGCUCUCUGGUUUUGAUGAUGAUCCAGCAUUAGAAAGAUUGAGGGAAAUGGCCCAACUUGGAUCCUUUACAGGGGAAGAGAUUUCUGCAGUUACCCAAGAGAUAGUGUGUGGUAGGACCAGUCUGAGAACUCGUAGAGAUGUGGACGAUGGAAGAAGGAGAUUUGAUAGUACGCCUAUCUCGGGCAAUAGAGAUGGAUUCUGUGCCAACAUCUUCAGUUCCAUCGUGAAUGGCAUUGAUGGACGCCUGGUCUGGGCCUAUCUCAAGCCUAUAGUAGAGGGCAGCAUUCUUUAUUCUCCGGAUAUUCCUGCCGUCAGGCGAAUCAUUGAAAAGGCAAAUGCAACAUUUGAGAAUAUUGCCCUCACCCAACGGUUUGCUGAUGUCUGGCUGACGAGUGGAGAAGAUCUGCAAACAGCUCUCGAUCCUGAUACCCUUACUGCUACCAUGGCGUUACUGGAUAAUUCAUAUAUCCAAGGCCUUCUUGAGGAUCAGUAUAGUAUCAGCAUUGAUCAGUUCACGGAGGUCCUCAAUGGGAACGUAACAGCUAUGGAUCCAGCUCAAAUCCAGACCCUGAACUUGCUCGCUGAGCUCGUCAGCAAUUUGACGACCUGCUUCAACUUGAACCGGUUUAUCGGUUACGCCAACGAGAACGCCAUGGUCCAAGCUGCCAGAAACUUAGACCAGGAUAAUACGUUGCUUGCUGCUGUGGCGUUCGAUAUUCCUGCAGAUGCCACGGAACUCCCUGCUCACAUCAAGUACAAGAUUCGUAUGGACACGGACAAUACCCCACCCACGGACAGGCUACGAGACAUCUUUCUGACACGUUCAGCAGCCAAUGACUUUGUAUUUGAUUUGCGAUACCUUCGCGGUUAUAUUAUGCUUCAAGAUAUGAUAGAGGGCAGCAUUGUGUCGUUGCAAGCCAGUCCCGACAUCCAGCCUCCUGGGGUGUAUCUUCAAAUGACGCCCUAUCCACGCUUUUUAAAUGAUCGGUUUGCUUCUGUUUUCACUCUCAUCCUUCCUCUGGUGAUGACCGUAAGCUUUGUGGUUUUGAUCGGGGUCAUGACUCAUCAACUCGUCUACGAGAAAGAAAGGGGAAUCGAAGAGUUAAUGAAGGUGAUGGGCCUACCAUCCGGUGCCAACUGGUGGGCGUGGUUUAUAUUCAACACCCUCCUCCUCUUCCUGCUCUCAUCCGUGGUUGUCAUCAUCUUGAAGUUUGCUAGCAUCUUGCCGAUGACGGACUGGAGUCUCCUCCUUGUAUUCUUCCUGGACUAUUUCUUCUCUCUCAUUAUGUUCUGUUACCUAGCCAGUGCUGUAUUCUAUCGGGCAAGCAUUGCAUCCCUAGCAUCAAUCCUGAUAUAUCUAAUCUUCUACCUGCCGUAUCUUGCGGUCUUUGCCUCGGAAUCUCUGUUCGAUGCCUUGUGGAAGCCUGUAGUAACGAGUAUAUUCUUCCCGUCCACCUUCAGUAUCGGUUGUGUUAUUAUCAGUCAGUUUGAGAACCUCGGCUCCGGCGUGCAGUGGGAUCUGGUAUGGCACAAUCCCCAGGAGGAAGAGGUCACGACUAUGGCGUUCGUCUUCAUCGCGCUGGCAGUAGAUGGCACUAUUUACUUUAUUUUGGGCUGGUACAUCAAGACUCUCUUCCCCGGGAAAUAUGGCAUCCCAAGGAAGUGGUACUUCCCACUUCAGCCAUCGUUCUGGUGCCAGUGCUCGAUGUCCCGUAAACGUGACAUGAAGCAGUACAUCAACUCGGCUUUCGAUCCGGAGUCUGGAUUAGCAUUAACCGAUCAAGGUCCUGUCGUAGAGGAAGAGCCUUCCAACCUCCCUGUCGGAAUUGCCAUCCUGAAUCUCACCAAGGUGUACAGAUCAUGCUUGAAGGACGAGAAAGUUGCUGUUGAUAACCUGACGCUCAACUUCUUUGAAGGUCAGGUGACUGCAUUGCUGGGACACAAUGGAGCAGGAAAGACAACUACUAUUAACAUUGUCACGGGUCUCUUCCCAGCAUCCUCUGGCAAGGUUUAUUUGCAUGGCAUCAACGUCGCAAAGAAAGCAAGUGCUCAGAGAGAUAAAUUGGGUGUCUGCGUCCAGCACAAUGCCCUCUAUGACAAUCUAACUGUGAGAGAACACAUGGCAAUGACUGGUAGGAUUAAAGGCCUCACUGGAAAACAACUAGACAACGACAUCUACACUUUAAUGGAAGAUGUGGGCCUCCUCAAGAAAUCGGAAGAACAGGUCAGGAACUUAUCUGGUGGAAUGAAACGCAAGCUCUCCGUCGCAAUGGCAUUUGUCGGGAAUUCUAAAAUAGUUAUUUUGGAUGAGCCAACCAGCGGAGUUGAUCCCCAUGCCAGAAGGGCUAUCUGGAACCUAAUCAUGAAACACAAAACAGGUCGCACUAUUUUGCUCUGCACACACUUCAUGGAUGAAGCGGACAUCUUGGGAGACCGUAUCGCCAUCCUGGAUCGGGGCCAUCUCCGUUGCUGUGGGUCACCAGCCUUCCUCAAGUCUCGCUUCAGCUCGGGUUACCGACUCAGUCUGGCCAAAGCAGCGACCAGCGGAAAGGGCACACCCGUCAUGUCCGCAGAGAAUGACUUCAAGACUGGGGCUGUACCAAACAUCUAUGACACCAUGAAAUCUGCUAAUAGUGAUGCCCCAAGCUCUUCAAGUGGCAUAGCAAGCGAUCCUGGUUCAUCUUGUGAUGCCAGUCAUGUCACUGAUUUCAUCCAGCACCGCAUCCCGUCUGCCAGUCUCCAAGAUGACAUCGGCACGGAGCUGGUGUAUGCCCUCCCUGUAGACCAUGGAGAGAGGGAAAAGUUUCAGGAACUUUUUAACGACCUUGACAGCAAUCUUGAGGGACUUGGCAUCAAGAGCUAUGGAAUAUCUGAUACCACUCUCAAAGAGGUGUUCCUCAAAGUGUCCACAAACAGAUCCGUAGAUGGGGAGACGGAAAUACUCAAGAACAACAACUGGAGUCUGAGGCAGCCUGGCGAAAGCUUUACCACCGCAAGGGGAAUCGCUAAAGACAAGUCAUACCAACCUAAUGGACAAUUUGUUGAAGCAGGACAUGCAUCUGAAAAUAACUCUGUUCUGCUCAGCGCCUGGGGUAUAUUUGUGAAGAGAGUCCACUUCUUGAGGCGGGACUGGCAGGGGUUGGUCUGGACGGUCCUGAUGCCCGUUAUCAUGGUUGCCCUUGCCAUCGGCUUGUCCCAACUCAACCAGAUCGACCGAGAGUACCAGAGACAGCUUACACCUGCCAUGUUCAAUCCUAACAGCUAUGUCUUCUUCAGUGACGAAUCAGAGAAAGACAUGGGACAGAGAUUGACCGAUGCACUGAUCAACCCUCCGGGUCUUGGUACAACAUGUAUGGCAGACGCUGACCAAAAGGAUCUAUAUCCAUGUCAAGAAACCAACUCACACCUGAUAGACCAAAACUACAACUACAACCUGUCAUCCUUGGCUGAGGUCCCGGAGGGCCGAUGCCGAGAGAUCAACACCGGUUUUGGCCUGGAAUGUGACGAGGAUGCGGGGGGCAUACGCCCUCCCACCUGGGUCACGGAUACGCUCGUGUACCUCCAGAACAUCUCGGAGAAGGAGGACAUAGAUCGUUACCUCGUUGAUACCCAGUUAGAGUUUAGGAAUUCAAGGUUUGGAGGUGUUAGCUGGUUUGAUGUGAUGGAAUUGAAUCAGACGCUAACCAAGGCUUGGUACAAUAACCGUGCCUUCCACGCUAUGCCUACAAUGCUCAAUGUCAUGAAUAACAUCAUCCUGAGGGCAACUGUUGACAGCAAUUCAGAGGAAUAUGGUAUAACAGCGUACAACCAUCCACUGGAACUAUCUAAACAGGAUUUAGGUGUGGACAUCUGGCUGGAUGCGGCAAAGACUUUUGGCAUCGUUAUUGUCCUGGUUGCCGCCCUUGUGCUCAUCCCAUCUGCGUUCUCCAUGUUCCUCGUCAAUGAGAACAUCAACGGAUCAAAACGUCUUCAUUACGUCUCCGGUGUCGGCACCCUGACCUACUGGCUAACUAACCUCAUAUGGGAUAUGCUGAGUUUCUGCCUUCCCAUUGCCCUGAUGCUGCUAAUCUUCUACAUCUUUGACUUCCGUGGACUCAUCCUGGUGCCCAACGUUGGUGCGUUUGUGGCCCUCGUCUUCUUGUAUGGAUUUGCCAUCAUGACUCAGAUCUACAUCUUUGUUCCUUUCUUCAAAGAAGCUGGUAGUGCAUUUAUCUUUAUAUUUUGUCUUCUGCUUCUUGAAGCCGUUAUCACCAACAUUCCUAAUUGGCUUGUUGCAGUUGAUGUGGUAUCCGACAGCGAAACACACGCUUUUAAGAUUCUUAAUUACGUGCUGUUGGUGUUCAGCCCUUACUGCCUCUCAUCAGGCAUCCUCAGUCUGAUGCAGAACCAGGCUAUGGCAGACAUCUAUCAAGCCUUUGGGGUGGAUGAUGGUGUCUUUAAGGACCCCUACCACAUCCUCAAGUGGCACUAUGUUGCCCUGGCUGCAGAAGGUGCUCUGGCUUUCCUGGUUGUGCUGCUCAUUGAUGGCUUCAGGAAUAGCAGUUGUAGCAGUUGCCUGGACCCUGAUGUUGUUGGCCAAGCGGAUUGCCAUGACAAUGAAGACGUGUUGGCUGAGAAGGAGAAGGUGCUUACAGGAGGAAGUAAAGGAGAUGUCAUGGUUCUACAGGAGGUCAGAAAGGUGUAUCGCGGACCUGGCAAGCAGCGAAUCGUAGCUGUCAACGACCUCUACUUGGGAGUAUCUAAAGGCGAGUGCUUUGGGUUAUUGGGUGUCAAUGGAGCUGGAAAGACGUCAACUUUCCGCAUGAUUGUUGAAGACCUGUCACCAACUCAAGGCAGCAUCAAGAAGAGAGCUCAAAGCAUUGGCUACUGCCCGCAAGAGAAUGCCAUGUACCCCCAGCUCACUGGUGAAGAGCUCCUCUAUUGCUAUGCUAGGAUGAAAGGCAUUACCAGCUCUGGCAUAGGCACGGCAAUCAAUGAGAUUUGUGAGGAACUUGGAAUGGAGCGAUACCUGAGAAGGAGUAUCUCUACUUACAGCGGAGGGAUGAAGAGGUGUUUAGCUGUGGCCGUUGCACUGUUAGGCAAACCAGAACUUAUUCUCAUGGAUGAACCCACCACCGGAAUGGAUCCAAUCACCAAACAGCGAGUCUUGACGAGUAUUGUCAACGUGGUUCGGGAUAACCGCUCAGUCAUCCUCACUUCCCAUAGUAUGGAGGAAUGUGAAGCCGUUUGUACCAGACUUGCCAUAAUGGUUAACGGCCAGUUCUGUUGCCUUGGAAGUCCUCAGCAUGUGAAGAAUCGUCAUGGCAAUGGUUACUCCUUGGUGGUGCGAGGGCAGAAAACUGCAAAGGCAGACAUGAGCCUCAUUACUGAGUUUGUACACAGGAGCUUUCCGGGGGCUGAACUGAAGGAGCAUCACCACAAUGUGGUACGCUUCCAGUUGCCUCCCCACAACAUUUCUGUGGCUACAAUCUUUGGUGUCAUGGAGAGGGAAAAGUCUUCCCUCAGUCUCGAAGAUUACUCGGUCUCACAAACAACUCUUGAUGAGGUUUUUGUCAACUUUGCCAAGAGGCAAACUGAUGGAUUAGAAGACGAGACCUCCUCUACCACCAGUGCCCAAGAAGUCAGUGUCAUCAACAGGGCCUUUGAACCUGAUCAGGAUCUUCAAGUGGAUGUUUUCGAUAGGAAUAGCAAGUCGAUUGGAACACAGUUCUGAUCUGAAAGAAAUUAUAAGCACAUCUGUCUCUUUCAGCCGUAAAUUGAAAUUUGUUGCUACGGCAGAUGGGUUUUAUAACAAAGCCAUUCGUUUUCCCGAGGAAUACCGAGUCGACUGGCAAACAGUUUUAAAUAAACCCCCCAAAGCAGACCCUUUUCAGCCGUACAUUAAUUUGAAGUUUGUUGCCUAUGCUCCAUGGUGUUUCAUGAAGUAAUUUGUGACUUUAAACAUGCAAAACUUGGGACUUGUUUAAUAACUAGUUCAAAUUUUCUUGUAAUAAACCAAGAUGCAAUGUCAUAGAAUCCUUAUAAAACUUUUGACAAAUAAUAAACAUGAUUCCAUUCAUGUGCUUGUUAACUAACAAUAAUUAUAUUCCACAAAGAUAAGUUUACUUAACUGUUGGAAUUAAAAAUGCUUGAGGAUCUGAUAACACAC